GGGAGUCACUCACCACCGCCGCCGCCAUCCCCACCGCCAUCCUCCUCCUCCCCGGUGCCGUGCACCCUCAGCCCGCCUCCUCCUGCCGCUGCUUCCGCUCUCCGCGGUGCGUAGCGAGGGGGCGGGCGGGGAGGCACCGCCCCGGCCCCGCCGCCCUCACGGGACCCGCGGCCGUGCAGCUACGAGCACUCUCUGGAGACAUGGACCACUCAGCGCAUCCAUCCGGGCUCCUGGAAGCCUCUGAUGUUGGGUCUCAGAAGGAGAGAGUGGUGACAGAGGAGGAAUGGCUAGAAAAAUGGGAAAUGGGUAACAUCGGGUUUCACAAGGAAGAAGGGCAUCCGCUCCUCCAAAAGUAUCUGGAUGUUCUUUUAAAUGGCAGGAGUGGACUGAGGAUAUUUUUCCCACUUUGUGGUAAAGCAGUAGAGAUGAAAUGGCUGGCGGACAUGGGGCACAGCGUUGUUGGUGUGGAAAUCAGUGAACAAGCAGUGAAGGACUUUUUUUCAGAACACAGUCUGCCUUACUGUGAGGAGCCAGUCCCUGAGAUUUCAGGAGCAAAACUGUUCCAGAGUACCUCUGGCAACAUUUCCCUCUACUGCUGCAGUAUUUAUGAUUUGUCCAGCUCAAUAGUUGGCAAGUUUGAUGGGGUUUGGGACAGAGGAGCUCUUGUAGCCGUGAAUCCAUGUGACAGACAACGCUAUGCCAGUUUGAUGAUCAGCCUAGUGGAGAAAAAUUCUUCUUAUCUCCUUGUUACAGUUUCAUAUGAUCCAAACAAACACAAAGGCCCGCCAUUUUAUGUUCCUGAAUCUGAAAUUAAAAGUUUGUUUGGCAACUGCUGUGAAAUUAGGUGUCUUGAAAAAGUUGAUGGCUUCUCGGAGAGGCACAAACAAUGGGGACUAGAUUAUUUUCUGGAGCCAUUGCAGGUCGAUGCUGUCUGCCUGGCAUUCUGCAACUCAGCCUCACCGACCGGCAGCCCUGGGAGUGUGGCAGCUGCAGUUCAAACACUGUUUAUGGGGCACUGGCUGCGUACCAGACUGGGCAGAGAGGUGGGAAGGUGCUGCAAGUUGGUCCUCUCCAUCCCUGUGAAUAUAUGUCAAGUGAAGAGUUGUCAGUGAGUGGGCAAGUCAAGGCAGCAGCUGCCAAGAGGAAAUUACCAUCCAGGAAGCAAGGCUGGAGGGAAGUAGAUGGAUGAUGGGAAGGAAUGGGUGGGAAAUGUCCUGAGAGCACCUGAUGUUAUUGCUAAACCAUUCUCCAUCAUAUCUGAAAGGUCACGGAAUACGGGAGGGGUGCCUGAGGACCUCCCAUUUUCCUUUUUUGGAGGAAAACCAAUGUUGCUUCAGUCUUGAAAAAGUGCAAGAAGAAGGACCUAGGAAAAUAUAGGCCAGUCAAUCUCACCUUCAUCCUUGGAACAACCCAUCCUGGAUGUCACCUCUAAGCAAGUGGAGGAAAAGGAGGUUAUCAGCAGUAUUUCACCAAGGGAAAUGGGCUGGGUUAGUGGACAGUGAGGUAGAUUGAGUGACAGAGCUCAGUGUUGUGAUCUAGUUGGAGGGCUUUAGCAAGGAGUGUUCCCAGGGGUCAGUACUGGGUCCAAUCUUGUUCACCUUAUUAAUCAGUGACCUGAAUGAAGGGACAGUGUGUACCUGCAAUAAGUUUGAUCAUGAUACAAAACUAGGAGGAGUGGCUAACACACCACAGUGCUCUGCAGCCAUGCUGCAACACCUGCACAUGCACAGGAGCCGGGCAGAGAGGAACACAGUGAUGUUCAGAGAAGGCAAGUGCAGGGUCCUGCACCUGGGGAAGAAAAACCCAGGGCACCAGCACAGGCUGGGGCCUGACCUGCUGGAAAGCAGCUCUGCAGAGAAGAACCUGGGAGUCCAGGUGGUCAAGUUAGCCAGCAGUGUGCCCUUGUGGCCAAAAAGGCCAGUGGUAUCCUGGGGUGCCUUAGGAAGAGUGUGGUCAACAGGUUGAGGGAGGUGAUCCUGCCCUUCUAUUCAGCCCUGGUGAGGCCACAUCUGGAGUGCUGUGUCCAGUUCUGGGCUCCUCAGUACAAGAGAGACCUCAGCAUGGAGCAGGUCCAGGAGAGGACCAUAAAGAUGGCUGGGAGACUGGACCAUCUUGCUUAUGAGGAAAGGCUAAGAGAGCCAUUGUUUAUCCUGGAGAGGAGGCAACUGAGAAGGGACCAUCAAUGCUUACAAAUACAGAAUCACAGAAAUUCUAGGCUGGAAGAGACCUUUGAGAUCAUCGAGUCUAACACCUCAACUAGAUCAUGGCACCAAGUGCCACAUCCAGUCUUUUUUUAAACUCUUCGAGGGAUGGUGACUCCACCACCUCCCUGGGUAGAUGAUUCCAGUAUUUGACCACUCUUUCU
Molecule: messenger RNA, 2365 nt
Organism: Zonotrichia leucophrys gambelii
Lineage: Eukaryota; Metazoa; Chordata; Aves; Passeriformes; Passerellidae
Gene: TPMT
Product: thiopurine S-methyltransferase
Exons: 10
Coding region: 201-1112 (303 amino acids)
Molecular function (GO): thiopurine S-methyltransferase activity
Source: RefSeq, a predicted model, not a curated record